Molecule: messenger RNA, 1724 nt
Organism: Jatropha curcas
Lineage: Eukaryota; Viridiplantae; Streptophyta; Magnoliopsida; Malpighiales; Euphorbiaceae
Source: RefSeq, a predicted model, not a curated record
CAUCAAAAAUAGAGAAUCUAUAGAAUUUGAGAAUUUGCUUUUUCAGUUGGUUUAGAAAAAUUUCAAAUUAUUAGUUGGGUUGGAGAAAUCGCCCCAUCCCUAGACGUAGCCCCAGCCCCAUCUCAUCGCCGCGGCGCCCAGCCACCGCUACAGCUCGUUGACGCUGCACCCAACCAACUUUCGCCGCUCAUCGUCGCGUGAUUCCAGCCACCGCCAUUGCUCCUGGAAAAGGAAGGUGAUUCCAGUUUCUUAUCCGUAGAGAAGAAAUCUCAGCAGCAUCUAUUAUUUUGUUUUGCUUUUGGGGAGGCACGAAUUGCUGCUUUUGCAUCUAUUUUCUGCAGUUCAGGUAACUAGGUGAGUAUAGGCUCUUAUACCCAUUCAGUCAUUAAUUUGAGAAGGGUGCAUAAAUUCAGGUGUUGGCAACCAUGUCUUCUGCUAAGGAUGCCGAUCCAUCUCUUGGUUACCUGACCCGAAAAGACACUGAGGUGAAGCUUCCUCGGCCAACGCGGGUCAAAAAUAAAACCCCCGCGCCGAUUCAAAUCACCGCGGAGCAGAUUUUACGUGAGGCACGGGAACGCCAGGAAGCUGAAAUCAGGCCUCCAAAGCAGAAAAUCACAGACUCAACUGAACUUGCUGACUAUCGCCUGCGUAAGAGAAAGGAAUUCGAAGACCUAAUUAGGCGAGUUCGAUGGAAUGUUAGCGUAUGGAUAAAAUACGCUCAGUGGGAGGAGUCACAGGACUUCAAUAGAGCUCGCUCAGUUUGGGAACGGGCACUUGAGGUCGAUUACCGGAAUCACAUCCUAUGGCUCAAAUACGCAGAAGUCGAGAUGAAAAACAAGUUCAUAAAUCAUGCAAGGAAUGUUUGGGACCGUGCUGUUACGCUUCUGCCUCGUGUGGAUCAAUUAUGGUACAAGUACAUUCACAUGGAGGAGAUGCUUGGCAAUGUUGCUGGCGCGAGGCAGAUCUUUGAAAGAUGGAUGAUUUGGAUGCCAGACCAACAAGGAUGGCUCUCUUAUAUCAAAUUUGAGCUUCGGUAUAAUGAAAUUGAACGCGCAAGAGGGAUUUUUGAACGAUUUGUUCAGUGUCAUCCAAAAGUCAGUGCAUGGAUUAGAUAUGCCAAGUUUGAGAUGAAGAAUGGGGAAGUUGCGAGGUCUAGGAAUGUGUAUGAAAGGGCAGUUGAGAAAUGGGGAAGUUGCGAGGCUUCUUAGGAUGUGUUGAAAAGGUUUGUGGCUUUUGCUGAGUUUGAGGAGCGAUGUAAGGAGACAGAGCGUGCAAGGUGCAUCUAUAAGUUUGCUUUGGAUCAUAUACCAAAAGGUAGGGCAGAGGAUUUGUAUAGGAAAUUUGUAGCAUUUGAGAAGCAAUAUGGGGAUAAAGAGGGAAUCGAAGAUGCAAUAGUGGGGAAGAGGAGAUUUCAGUAUGAAGAUGAAGUGAGGAAGAAUCCAUUGAAUUAUGACUCAUGGUUUGAUUAUAUUAGAUUGGAGGAGAGCGUAGGGAAUAAGGAGAGGAUUAGAGAGGUUUAUGAGCGUGCAAUCGCUAAUGUGCCACCAGCUGAGGAGAAGAGAUAUUGGCAGAGAUACAUAUAUUUGUGGAUCAAUUAUGCUCUCUAUGAAGAACUGGAUGCAGGAGACAUUGAGAGAACACGGGAUGUUUAUAGGGAGUGCCUGAACCUAAUUCCUCAAGAAGUUUUCAUUUGCAAAGAUUUGGCUUCUAGCUGCCCAAUUUGA